This is a messenger RNA of Medioppia subpectinata, 357 nucleotides long. NCBI's taxonomy places the organism in Eukaryota, Metazoa, Arthropoda, Arachnida, Sarcoptiformes, Oppiidae. The record is from the annotation of a GenBank genome assembly.
AUGAGUCUAAUAAACGUCAAAUCGCUGCCCAAAUGGUACGGACACAACGAUUUCAUACUUAACAGCUAUCGAUCGCCAAACCAAUCGUUCAAAGUAUGCCUCCAAUCAGUGUUUCGUCUCCACAACGAAAGUGGAAACAUUAGCACUCAUAUCAUGGGUUUCCUAUUGUUUGCCAUACUAUUCAUCCAUACAAUGGCCUGCAAUUCGUUCAAAAAGUUUGAUUCAACCGACAAACUAAUAUUCAGCGUAUACUUCGUGGCCAUUCUUACCUGUUAUACGAUGUCAUCGUUGUUUCAUACAUUUCAAUGCCAUUCGCGACAAGCGUUCAAAUUCUUUGCUAAGUAUUUAUGUCAAUGA